AUGGCCAAGAUCGCCCCAAAGCGUGUGCACUUGGGCUCGUCCGUGCCGCCGAUUUUUGAGCUCGUCAAGAGCCCCAACAUCAGCAUCAAGCUCGGUGCCGAACGCGCGCUCUUCGCUGAGCAAGGCAAGCUCCUCGCCGAGUACGGUCGCCACGUUCCCUCCAAGCUCAAGCUCAAGCUCAACGAAGACGACAGCGACGACGAAGGCGCCAAGUAG
This is a messenger RNA of Saprolegnia diclina VS20, 216 nucleotides long. RefSeq lists its product as hypothetical. The coding region runs from base 1 to 216 and encodes 71 amino acids. The record is from RefSeq and is a predicted model, not a curated record. The transcript is spliced from 2 exons. NCBI's taxonomy places the organism in Eukaryota, Oomycota, Saprolegniomycetes, Saprolegniales, Saprolegniaceae.